GAAUUGAUCUUACUAAUAGACAAAAAAUUACAAAUUAUUCAUGCCAUCAUAUUGCAAUUCAGUUAUUAAAAAAUAAUGGGCUUUCAGAUUCUGAUUUACAAACAUUCUUAGAACAUCAAUUAUGUGAAAGCCUUGCAGAUUAUUGCAAACUUAAUUUAGAAGAAUAUAAUUAUUCUGAAUGUUUUCUUAGAGAAAAUAUUGAUAAUGUAGAACAAACACAAGCAUUUGAAAUUUCUAAAGCACAAGUGACUCUAAUUUCUGAAGCACAAGCAACUCAAACAAUUAAAGUUCUUAUAGCACAAGCAACUGAAAUUUUUAUGGCACAAGCAACUAAAAUUCCUAUAGCAUAUAUAAUUGAAGUUUCUACAGCACAAUUUACAACACAAGCAACUAAAGUUCCUAUAGCAAUUUCAAAUCAAAAUAUGGUUAGAACUUCAAAACUUUUUAAAUUAAAGUCUUGUAAUCAAUCAAACUUACUCUUAUUCUUCUAUGAUAACACCAUUUAA
This is a messenger RNA of Cetraspora pellucida, 506 nucleotides long. NCBI's taxonomy places the organism in Eukaryota, Fungi, Glomeromycota, Glomeromycetes, Diversisporales, Gigasporaceae. The record is from the annotation of a GenBank genome assembly.